Molecule: messenger RNA, 9263 nt
Organism: Lactuca sativa (garden lettuce)
Lineage: Eukaryota; Viridiplantae; Streptophyta; Magnoliopsida; Asterales; Asteraceae
Source: RefSeq, a predicted model, not a curated record
ACCCUCAUUUUUUUAACAAAAAAAAAAAUCAAUGUUUUUUGUGCAUAUAUGCAUAUUUCUUAUACUAUAAUAUUCUUAAGUAAAUUAUAGAAAAUCUUAUUUUGAUUAAUCAAUCUAUAAACAUAAUAGUACAAGUAUUUUAUUCAAUACAAAAUAAAACAUAAAAAAUAAAAAAAGCUACUAAGAUUCAUAAUGAUGGGUUUUGUAUACUACAACAUCCUAUGGUGCACAUACAACCCUAAAUACCCUGGAUCUAUGUUUUCACAAAUUAUACAUGCAAAUGGUUUCCAAUGCAUUAAACCUAUGACUAGCAUGCAUUUGACAUAAACCAUAUAAGAUACUAGUUACGGUAACAUAUCUUUUAUAUAGCUUGAAGUCUUGAUGUAUUUGGCCUUAAGAGCUUAGCCCUAAUAGUGUGGAAGCCUCAAAUGAAGUCACAACACAUCAUGGACAAGGGAUGAAACUUGAGAGAGAAUUCAUACAUACCAAAACCGUCCAUAUCGUCCAAGAAUACUUUAGUGGUGAUUUUGGCUAUGAAGUAACAUAUUUAUAUGUGGAAUUCCAAAGGUCAUGGGUUAACCCAAAUCCAUACCCAUGGGUUUAUGAUCCAUGGUUCAUGUGGCCCAACUCUUUAUGUGUCCAUACAUAAACUUGGUCCAACAUGGAUCAUAAGCCCAACACAUAUAAAUAUAAAUAAUUACCAUAAUUAGUUCCUAUAGAUUUAAUUAGUCUCUUUUGAUCACUAAAUUAAUUCCAAAUUAAUUAUUGAUCAAUACUAAUUAAAACAUAUGAUUUCAUAUUAAUAUAUUAGAACUUAUAAUAUAUUAAUAAAUCAUAUAUAACCUUCUUUCAAAAGCCCAUCCUAACAAAUUGUCCUGAUGAUAUGCAACCCAAAUGGACCAUGCUACUCUCGGGUCGAGUACAUACCAAUAAUAGUUAUGGGCUUAGACAUCUAAUAUUCUAAUCCAACAGUAUCCCACUUGGAUAAGUCUAACUAUUAUUGCAAGUAUGACUCCAAAACCCGACUAGCAAUCGUAGCUCUUAAAAGCCACCGUCGAACUCUGACCUAGUCAAUGACUUGUUCAUUAGAUAAGGGAUCAUAUAUUCCUCCAUUCUAGAUAUCAUAUGGACUGAGACAUGGAUUAUAAUCAUUCUCUCUGUCCAUCUGUUGCUUCUCGAUUUCCGAUUUAUGACGACUGACUAAUUGAACAAAUCAAAUUAGACUAGGUCCGGCCGAGCACUUACGUUUGUCAUCCUUAAAUCAUCGAGGGGCCCACAGAUAUCGCUUUUAUCUCUCUAAAGGUAAGAAGAAUGGAUAAACUUCGACUUAUAUGCUUGUACUAAUUACUUGUUGAAUCAUACACAAAGGCACGUUUUAUAACAUCAAGUUACUGAUGCGUUUUCGUACAAUCAAUGUACAACCAACUCAUAAUCAACAACUCAUAUCUCUAGGUUUGAAGAAUAUAAGAUAUUAUCGUCUCAUGAUCACUCAUGAUAAAAUCCAUGAAGUGAGUCAAAUGAGCGUGGGUUUAAUCCAAUACUCGAAUAUCAUUCCAAGAACACUCAUGAAUGUUGCAACAACUUUUGCUAUGUCUAAACACUUUAGACACCUACAAGCCCAAUUCAUGAUAGUCUUGAUUCAUACCUACUUCCAACGUAUGAUUGACUAUGGAGAGUUGGAAUAACCUAGUUAUUCGGGAAGUCAAAACAUGCAAAGUGAAACACAAGAAUAAUUUAAUCCAAUAUGGUCUCAGAACUUAUGAAUAUAAAUAAAACACCUUUUAUUUAUCACCAUAUUGAUUAUACAUUAUUCAUUGUAUAAUGUUUCGAAUAAUCAACUUAACACUUGAACUUGUUACGCACUAUGUUUGUCCAAACAAUAGUUAUGCCAUACUCCAAGUAUGUACACUAUGUUUGUCUAUGAUCCUUACUUUGUGAAAUAGACUAAUUAAACAUAAUUCAAAUGAUGCUCAUUUCACAAUCCCAAAUCCUUACCGCAAAUACAAGAAUACAAGAUUCUUUGCCAUUUACUGAAAUGAAGUAUAAUUUCCUCUCCCUUAAUUAUAGCAAACAACUUUUAAACCCCCGCAACUUCACGAAUUGAAACCCUUUUGUUUUCUAUAGCUUGCAAUACUAAACAUAAUAAUCAUGUUCCCACUAACAUGAUAAUUAUUAGCAUAACACUUAUGCUCCCACUAGCUUUGACAUGUAUCGAGAAAUUAGUUGGACUUCUAGAAAUCAGUACUUAAUUGACUUUCUUACCAAAGUUCAGAGUUCUGAUACGAGAUGCUUUGAUAAGACUUUAUCAAAACCAUACACCUUUCCUUAGAUAGCUCACAUGUGUGUCUAAAUAAUUUUUAGAACUAUGAAAAAGGAUGCCAUAAUCAUAGUCUCAAUUUUUUAGAUCUUUGCCAUUUCUCACAAGUCCAUGUUAGUGUGCCGGUUAACCACACAUGCUCCACUAAUGACUUUGAGAAUGUAAAUAUCACAAUUGCUAUCUACUUAAAAUCUAUUUAGCAAAAGUAUUUCCUCACCAUCAUUUCCAUUAAUCGGAGAGAAACCUUAUGACACUUUGAUUUUAUGGUGUAUGUGUUCCUAUCCAUGUGAAUUUGUCAUAACCACAAGAGGAGGUUAGUGACAAAUCCAAACUCAUAUGGACUGAACUUGUUUAAUAUUAACAUCUUGCCACCUGGCAGUACAAGGGCCUACCAUUGCUUCCACAUUGUUAUGCAAACAACUGAGAACUUAUAGAACUCAGAUGCAUAGUCAACUCUAACUGGAAUGGGCACAAAAAUAAUAAUAUGUCAACACGAUAGGUUACAAACCUCAAGUCACGUGCUAGUGAUAAACAACAGUUUUAUUCUUGAUUAGUUCUUGAAACUUUUCAAGACCUUUAAGACUCUCACUGACCUCUUGACAUAUGUCGCCCCCAAAACCGGAACGGCGGAAACGUUCUGGAGCGGAUCACAUCAUUUACAGUAUCACAACAAUGCACAAUAGUAAACAAGCAACAACAUCAUCCACUACAUUAAUAGUAAAAUUUAAUACAAGUGUGUUCUGUGUAUAGUUUAUAAGACACAAAAAAAUGAAUAAUCAAAAUAGAGAUGAGUCUUGAAAGCUCCGUCUUCUCAAAACUUGGUCAUCGGUACCUGUCUUGUACCACCCGGUUACUGGUACGUAUUUUCGUUCGAGUAAUUAUAACAUUUUGUGUGACAUCCCCAAUUUCACGGCCAGAAAAGACCGAUUUGUUUAUGCUUUGUUUUUAAAAUCAGAGUAAUCGUUUAAAGAAAACAGUUGCGAAAUUUGUUCCCAAAAUAAAAUAUGAUAACCAUUUAUCAAAGCAUUUCUCGAAAAGAAUGUAUUUUCAUUAAAUAAUAAAGACUCAGGAUGUCAUGUUCGUUACAGAUCAAAAGCAUAAACAAUAUAAAAUAGACCUUACAAUAGUUAUUCAACUACUGAUCUAUAAUCCAAAAUCACUCGUCAAGUCCUCCAACUUAUACCCUUGUGCCAUUACCUGUAAUGAAAAGAAAACUGAGUGGGUCAGGCUUGGGAGCCUGGUGAGCAUAUAGGGUUUUCAACCCACAAUAAUAUAAUUAUUAUAUGUAAUCAACAAACAAUCAACCCAAUUACCCAUCCCCAUUAUCUUCUUAAGGUUUUACCCUAAGAACCAACUAUCCUUCAUUCAUUUAUUCAUAAGGAAUUUGGCACGAAUUCCAUUGCUGCCAAAACUUAUUUAUCAAGUACUAAAUCCAUAGUUAUCUGGCGCUAACUCCAUAGUCACCAAAGUUCACUUAACAAGCGCUAACUUCAUAGUCGCCAAGGUCUACUCAACAAGCGCUAACUCCAUAGUCGCCAAGGUUUACUCUAUUGGAUUAGUGUCUAAGUCCAUAACUAUUUUGGUAUGUACUUGACCCGAUGGUGCAUGGUCCUUUUGGGUUGCCUUCACCGAAGCAACUUGAUAGGAUGAAUUAUGGAGAGAAAGGAUUAAAUAUGAUUUAUUAAUAUAUUAUGAGAAUAAUAUAUUAAAGGAGAAAUCAUAUUGUUUAAUUAAUAUUAGUCAAUAAUUAAUUGGUAAUUAGUUUUGUGACUAAAAGAGAUUAAUUAAACUUAAGGGACCGGAAUUGUAAUCAUAAGAUAACUGCAAUUUGGGCCAUGGAUUGCCUUUUAUUAUAAGGUGGACGAAUUCUAUGGGGAAGCCCAUAUGAAAUCGUCCAAGGCCUUAUGGAAAAAGGCUCCAUGGGUUGCUUAGGGCUUAAGCAUCCAAAUUAGGGUUUCCUUGUUAGAUAACCCUAAUUGCCUCACUAUAUAUAGAUCUCUUAAGGACCAAAAACGUGGCUAAGCUUCUUGCUAUGGUUUCACACGUUUUUGGGCAGCCUCCAUCCACUCUCCUCUUCAUCCUAUUGCUUAUGGUGUUUGUGAACCAUUAGAGGAGUGACACUUGUGACUCUAAGCUUUUGAAGCCAAUUCAAGCAAGGAUUUGAUUGUUAUUGCUAUAUAACAAUCAAAGCUAUUUGUUGUCGAUAAAGCACAAAAGAAAAGACUGAAUCGGGAACCGGGCUUAGAAGCUAAAGAAAUCAAAAUUGCUGAAAAAGUGAGUACGCCCCGCGUAAGGUAAUGGUACGCGCCGCGUACACCUUUGCACCGGAUAGACUUGAUCGCGUGAUUAUCUUGAGUACGCGCUGCGUAAUCCUAAGUACGCCCAGCGUACUUAGGUCGGCCACAAAGAUUAUAAAUAUCGAUUUUUAGCUAACCAGGAGGGAGGAUUCGACUUCUAACCUAAUUUAGUCGACAAUUAACUUCUGUUAAGCCGUUUUGAGGGUCUAGAAGGCGGCCGGAAGGCCGUUAAGCUAACGGAAGCGGAGAUCGGAAGGAUUGGAGAGCGGAUACAUGUUGAUUAUCAUAUGGUUUGCUGACGUGACCAUGUUUAGCAUUCUAUGGUGGUACUUUUCUGUAUUUAGUUUCUGAUUUAGGUGUAAAAACCUUUUACUUUGUGUUUAUGAUUGAAUGAAGCUUUGAUUAUUAGACUAAUUGCUAUAAUAAAUAGUUUAUUUGUGUUUAAUUUAUCUUGCCAAGCUUGUUUAAAGAUCCUCAUGUGUUAAUGAUGAUUAUUUUCUGUUAAUUGUUAAGUGAAUUGAGUUGCUUGAACAUCUGCUCGAUUGCUUGUCUCUUAUGAUUUUUGAUGACCAUCGAGAUUAUAAGACUAGAAAUAACGAAUGUGAAACUAGGAUUAAUUUGAGAAUAAGUAAGUUAAUGUGUGAGCCUUGUUUGAUGACCAUCAACAAGAGGUUAAUUAAAUGUUUACAUUAAUUAACUAUAUUUACAAGUCUUGCUUGAUACGAACUGAACACUAGGAAGCAUGUUAGUUUAAUCAACUGAUCACUGUUUGAAUUGACUUGUUUGCUAAAGGAUUAGUUAUAGUGAAUGCGAAUCUAAUCAUUUUAGGAAUCGGUGAACAAUGAAUAAAUGAAUUUGUGUAAGCAAUUGUCUAUGUUUUAAGGUGUAAUUUAUCUAAACCAAAGUACCUGAAGAGAUGUGCUUUCCUGUUAGUUUAUCGAGAGCUGUUAAUUGUUAAUUUGAGAUUUACUAAACCAUCGAAUUUAUUAUUUUCGUGUGACCUAUAACUUAUAAUCAAAUAUAUUAAAUUAAUCCACCGUUCCCUGUGAUCGACACCCGACUUACCUAAGCUAUACUGUAAUCUGACUAGGUACACUGCCUAUAAGUGCAUAGAUAGUCUAAGUUUGUUAGGUUAUAAAUAUUAAAAUUAGUGGGUACUUUUGUGCACAUUAAGUUUUUGGCGCCGUUGCCGGGGAACGGCUUGUCAUUAAUUUAUUUUAUUUGAUUAUUUGUUAUUUGUUUUUAGUUAGUUUUUAUUUUUAGUUUGAUUUUCGAAGAUAUCAUUUCACUUGUCGGGAAGGUUCUUGUUUUUAUUUUGCAGGAAUUUGGGAUUGUACACAUUGCUUGACUUUACUUUUGGCAUGGGUUUCGGGAAUGAAAGCGACUAGGGAAUUCUUGACCUGCUUAGCCUACUACUUUGUUGAUUUGUCCUACUCAAUCCAUGAGGCGUAGUAUAGCAAGGCGUAUUGUGGUGGUUAAGUGGAAGACCGAGCUCUUGCUGUUCUUGACUAGUUAGGUCACUUCUUGUUCCGCUUUUAGUUAAAGGUGCAAGGAAAACAAGGGAAAUAUUCUAACGGGUCCCGAAAGCGGGUAUUUUCGUAACCAAUUCUUGCAUGCAAAGGUUUUUGAUCAACCGUUGUCGUUUGAUCUCGACAAAGAUAAGUGAUUAUGACAUCUCCGUUUUUUUUUAUCACUCAUCGUGAAGUCAUCAUUAGCUGAAGAAAUUAAAAAGAAAAAAAAAAUAAUAAAUAAGUUUUAAGUCCCCUAGAUUAAAUAAUUAAAAAGAAAAGGAAGUUAAAUUAAAGAAAAAGGAAAAUUUAAUUACGCCCCGCGUAUGUUUAUUACGCCAUGCGUAAUAAGAUCCGAAUCGCGGAUGAACAUCUAAGGGUGUUGGGGUUACGCCCCGCGUACCCUUUUGUUACGCCCCGCGUAAAGCGACCAGGUAAAUAUAUCUUGACCCUUUGACUUCGCUGCUAUUUUCUUUUCCCUCUUCUACUCUCGCGCACGAACUGUGACGGCAGCUUCUCUCAAAGAUUCUCGUUUCUUGUUAAAUCCACCACACAAGUAAGUAUUUAGGAUACUCAACAGCUUGGAUUUGUGUUUAAUUCAAAGGAAUAAGCUGCAUUUAGCUUUUGCUUGAAAUCUAGGGUUUAUAUAUAUUUCGAAUUAGGGCCGAUUUUGCAAAUGUAUGUGUUGAAUAGGGCUUGAAUGGACCGAUUGCGUUUAAUACAUUAAACCCUCGAGCUUAAUUUCGUCUUAAUCCCGUCCCACAACCAUCGAUUUGACCUCAGGGACGACGCCAUGCAUAACCUGCUGACUUCGAGUUCUUGGCUGAUUUCGAGUGCUUUGACUACUUUAUGUAGUUUCCCUGAUUAAGUGGUUGUUAAUUUUAAAUAGUUACGAGAUUAUGGGAAUGGAUUUCUAAAGAUGGUCCCGAUUCUAUCUUACAGCCUGUGGACCACGACAUUUUAAAAUUCUGUUGCCCCUGCUGUGUUGAUUUUUAAGUUUGAUUAUGAUUAGGGAACAAGCAAAAAGGAACCAACACAGAUUCAUGCAUCUGGACGUACGCCCAGCGUACGCUGGACGUACGCCCAGCGUACUGCCCUUAUCCAGCUCCAUUUUUUUGGUUUAAAAAUCUAUUAAUGCUGUGAUAUUUGGUUUGGUAUUUUUUUAAUGUGUGCAGAUUAUGGCUCGAAGGACACAAAGAACCAACCCUCCCGAGGAUGUGACCGAUCAUCGCUUUUUACAAUUUCCGCAAACGCUGAACGAUGCUACCCGGGCGCGUUAUGUCACCAACUUGAGCUUGCUUCUCACAAAGGAGAUUGAUAUUGCACCCUCAUUCGACUGGGAGUUGGCUACCAGGACUGGACUUGAUGCAUUGAUCCAGGAAUUUUUGCAAUACACACACUCGGACGCGAGUGGUGUGGAAUUGUUUGUGUGUCAGGGAUGGGCGCGUUUGUUCAGGAUCCAGGAGCCUGUGUAUCGGGAGUUUUUGCUGGAGUUCUACGCUACAGUUUCCUAUGAUCCUAGGAAGUCACUCGAUGACAGGACAGCCUUUGCUUUCAGACUGGGAGGAGUGAGCCGGGAAUGCAGCGUGAUAGAGCUUGCGACUCGGGUGGGUAUUUACACAGCCGACGAGACGAGGAGUGUCCACUUCCCGACAUUCCUUGCUGACUGUCCCACGGAACGGCCAGCGGACUAUAAUGAGAACACUUUUUGGGCCGAGAUUACGAGAGGAGUCUAUACACCAUCUACCGCUCGAGGGGGGAUGAUUCGGUCCACUACAUACCGAAUGUUGCACCGGUUGAUUUCUAUGUCUCUCACGCAUCACAAGAAUAGUGAGAGAGUGCCUUCGACGGACCUGUAUUUCCUAUGGGCACUAGUUACUCCAGGGAGGCACCUGAACCUUCCAGUUGCUUUAGCUGCAUACUUGGGACGGAGGGCCAGGGGACUCAGGGGAGAUAGCCCGAUAUGCGGAGGGCAUUUUAUCACACGGUUAGCUCGAUCAUACCAGUUGAUGACACGUGAGAUCACGAGAUCGAUGGUGUUUCACGACAUGAGGCCGAUGAGUCUUCAGCUACUGGAGUCGAUGCGCGUAUUGGAGCGGGGUGGUGAUGGUGUUUUGAGAGUUCGAGCAGAUGAUGAGGCAGAUGAGGAGGGUGCUGCCGAGCCACAGCCGAGACGGGUCCAGCGGCGUCGACCUGCUCCUCGGGGAGCGCAGCAGGGACCUGAGCGGGAGAUCGAUAUGCGCUACUUAGCUCAGGGCAUUGAUCGUCUUAGCGAGUAUGUUGCACAUGUGGACAUGCAACAGCGGUGGCAAGGGAAUGCAUUGAAUGCAUUCUUUGCCCAUCAGGGGUUUCAGUAUUCGGUUCCCUUUCCACCACCAUUUCAGUCACGAUUUGAUGGGGCCGGUACUUCUGGGACACAGCCACAUGAUGAUGGAGAUGAUGAGUGAUCCUUUUUAUUUUGUUUUAUUUGUUUUGUGUUAUUUUUAGUUUAGUUUAGUUUUUAGUAUUUGGUAUGUAAUUAAACUUUGAUUUAGUUUGGUUUAGUUUGUUUUCCAUGUUGAUGCUCUUUGCUUGUUUAGAUUUCUGCAGAAUUUUCGCCCUUAGGAAGCUGGCAGUAAGUUCAGCAGCUAGGUCCGACUGUUGCUAGAGAGAGCGGUAUGAGAGUUGAAGAUUAUAGUCGAGAACCACGAUUUGUCAUAAGUGUGGGGUGCAUAUUUAUUUCGUGAGUGAUCGUUUUGAAGAUUGGCAUUGUUACGAUGUUUUGACUCUUAUGCUAUGGAUGAGCAGUUCCCAUACCAUAGAGUUUUAUUUCGAUGCGAGGAAGAAGUAUCGUCCCGGCUGCCAUGACAUGGUUGACACUUUCCUAUGUUAUGGGGGAUUUUUCAUCGCGAGUAGAGGAUGUCAUUCUUGACGAGACGACGUGGUCGACACUUUCCCACGUCAUGGUUACUAUGCUUUGCAUUAUUUGCACCACAUUUUUGAAGAUGGCGGUCUUGAUUUUAUUUUUCGGCAAAUUCAGAGGCAGCAAUUCCAGUUUUCAGUCUUUCGACGAUAUUUGAAGCAACUUGUAGCAGCCCCAUUCGAUCUCGCCACAACUACCCAGGGGAGUCUGUUCCUUUUUCUCCUUUUUAUGUUCUUAAU